This is a messenger RNA of Rotaria socialis, 804 nucleotides long. NCBI's taxonomy places the organism in Eukaryota, Metazoa, Rotifera, Eurotatoria, Philodinida, Philodinidae. The record is from the annotation of a GenBank genome assembly.
AUGACCAGUUAUUCGAUGGUAAAUAAUCGCAGGCGCAAAUCACUGCUUGAUUGUUUUUCUUGUUUCCGAAGUGGAGUACCAGAAUAUUAUGACAUCCCUCACUAUAAGAUACAAAAACAACAAUUCAAUUCUUCACCCAUUGCUGUAGCCUCACCACUGCAUUCCUAUCCAUCGUGUCAGCAGCACAAUCAGUAUGCACGUCAAACAAGAACAAACCGGAGGCACGACGCAAUAAAAAUUGUCUGCAUUUCUGACACGCAUAAUGGUCAUGACAUAAGAGAGUUUCAUGAGAGAAUUCGACGAUUGCAGGGUGACAUCUUAAUUCAUGCUGGCGAUUUCAGCAACGAAGGAAAACCGGAAGAAGUUAUGAGUGCGUUUCAUUGGUUAUGUUCAUUGGAUAAUUUUACAUACAAGGUUUUCAUUGCUGGUAAUAUGGAUGGCAUUGGCUUGGAUAAGCCCAGUUUCUUAGAUGGGAAAAACAAACAUGAAUUACUAAAUUCGAAAGCAAAAAACGUGUUUUACUUGGAAAAUGAAUCGAAGGAUAUACUUGGUAUCAAUAUUUAUGGAUGCCCUUACACGCCAAAGUUUUACGGUGGCUUCCAAUAUCAACUGCGAUCACAGCAAGCACAAGCAUUGUGGAAUAAUAUUCCAUAUAAUUGUGACAUUCUAGUGUCACAUGGACCACCUGCUCACAUUUUGGAUCAGAGUUCAAGAGGUACGAAAUUGAAAAAGACAUAUAAUAGGUUUCUUAUGAUAAAACAAAACCUAUGGUUAUUAACGAAAGAUAUAAUUAAUGAAUAUUAG